Sporisorium graminicola is the source of this 3645-nucleotide messenger RNA. RefSeq lists its product as uncharacterized. The record is from RefSeq and is a predicted model, not a curated record. NCBI's taxonomy places the organism in Eukaryota, Fungi, Basidiomycota, Ustilaginomycetes, Ustilaginales, Ustilaginaceae. The coding region runs from base 1 to 3645 and encodes 1214 amino acids. Gene Ontology annotation, molecular function: ATP-dependent chromatin remodeler activity; metal ion binding; ATP binding. The transcript has a single exon.
AUGCAAAGGCGCCUUCAGUUGGAAGCCGAACGAGAGGCGCUACUCGAUGCCAUGCGACGUAAUUUGUCGCGGUCGCGUCGCACCGCCAAUGUCAAAGCUGCUCAAGCUACCUCUGUCGCAGAGAACAACGAUGCGCAAACUAGCACUUCAAUAAUGGCGCACGUCUCGCUGAAGAGGGAGCCUUUCAUUGAUCCAGCCGACCAGGUCUUCUACUUUGAUCAGGUGUCAGGCCUGCUAAGUCUCCGUCGCUUCUUGGGCCGUCGGAGCGAGCCCGGAGGAGCGCUCUGCGAAUCAAUGGGCCUUGGAAAGACGCUCGAAAGCCUGUCUCUCAUUGCAGCUCAUCCUCGCCCUGACAAUCCCAGCCUCUUAGCGUACGACACUUCGCGUAGCGCCCGCAUGAUCGCAGAGAUGCAGCCCUCGGAGCGGCCGUUCGUGUCGCGGGCCACGUUGGUCGUGUGUCCCGCUGCGUUGGUAGAGCAGUGGAUGGACGAGAUCCACAAGCAUUUCCGCAGCCGCAGCACGCUUCUUCAACCGACAGCAGUCAGUACAGCCGCUCCCAACCAGCAGCCGGGAGUAACUCGGUAUCGACAUGCCGACUUUGCCUGGGACAACCGUUCACGACGCAGGGAUGUUCGAGCACUUGCCAAGAGCAGACUUGUCGAACCAGACAUUGUCGUCACCACGUACGAGGAGUUGGCCUUCCAGCUCGCCGAGAGCCAUCGAGCGUCUCACAGCGAUGAUCAAGUGCGCACGCCUCUGCUUGAAGUGCUUUUCUGGCGCAUCCUCUUGGACGAGGCACAGAUCGUCGCCGGCGCAUCAGGCAAGGCAACCAACAUGGUCCACGAGCUUUGGCGCAGCAAUUGCUGGAUGGUCACAGGCACGCCAGUGACCAAAGGUAUCGGCGAUAUCCAAGGCAUAUUUGCGUUCUUGGACCACGACCCAUUUGCGGCGCCUCGCUUCUUCCGCGAAAUACUCCAACAACCUUUCAGUCGAGGUUGCGUAGAGGGAAUCCGCCGGCUACGUGCCAUCCUGCCGCGCUUCGUCUGGAGACACACGCAGGCGCACGUCGAGGAUGAGAUUGUCCUUCCCCCUUGCAAGAGCGAGGUGCUGGAGCUACCUCUUAGGCACAUCGAGAGGCUCUUCUACGACAAAGAGGUCGGCAAGUAUCGUGAAUCGUACACCAAGCAGGCCGUGCGAGGGGUAGCCAAUGUGGCUCAGCCGACGUUUCUCGUCCAUCUCCGCCAACUGCUCAGCCACCCUCAGGUCGCCGACGAGCUCAUGUACUCUCACAACUACUCUCGGUUGUCCUUCGCCGAGCUGUUUCACCGCUUUUGUCAACAGGCCGAGUCCGAGCUCGACUCGAUCCGCAUGCAAGUCGUCACUAAUACACUGCAGCUCGUUUGGGGCCACGAAUUUCGAGAAGCUGAAAAGGACAAGCGACAUUGGCGUGGCGGCCCCACCCCCUUCAGUGACUCUGAGAGCAUCUGCAAGCUGCUCAUUGGAGCGUUGCGAAUCGUCACGUUGGCGCUGGAUGAGGCUCGUGCCAGCAUGGAGGCGUCAUCGCAAGAUUCACAGCAGGCCACGGAGGCGGACUCCGAGGCUCAAGCAACAGAAGCCCCUGCUCCACAUGCACAGGCCGGCGUAGAUGCCGAUCGCGAUUUCAACGGCAAUGCAGACAAGGCGGCAGAUGCUGGUGAUGUUGAUGCUACAGCCUCGACAUUGGCAUCAAGCGCCGCCAUAGUCGGACAGCAAGGCUCGGGCUCAGCCGACCCGACAGCGAGGGUGAAUCUCACGUGGGAGGAAGCAAACUUCUGGCUGCAGACGCUCCUGGCGAAACAUGGCGAUCCCGUCGAUGGUGACAAUGUGGUGGAACAGAUCGAACCACCAAGUCGCUGGGACCCCGAACGGCCCACGCGCACUUUUUACGACAAAGAGUUCAAGAAUGCCAACGACGCUUCCGUCGACCUCAACGAUCCCCGUUACAACCUCGUCGUGCAAGAUGCCGGUGCUGAAGACAUGGACGUGGAGGAGUAUUUGGCGCAGAUAGAGGCAGAGCAAAGUGGCAAGCGGGGCAACAGGAGCAGCGGGCCGCGCAAAAAGGUCAAGAGAGAUGCCGCCUUCGAGCCGGGCUUGCUCAAGAAGUCACGCCUCCGAGGCAAAGCAUCACAGCGACAGACGGCUCGCGUCUGGAUGUACAAACCCAAGGAGCGCCUCGAGACGACGCACACGAGGCUCCUUGUUCAGCAGGCAGCCCUUCCGAGCAAGGAGCACGAGGCCGCCUUUUUGCGACAGCAGAUGCUCGAACUGGCUGCUGGGACAGGUCUAGAUGGCGGCCAGGCGGUUGGCUCGGACGCAGCCGUGGCCGAUGCGGGAUCCGACUGUCAGAUCUGCUACGAGCCCAAGGUGCAGAUUGGUGUGCUGCCGUGCUAUCACUCCUUCUGCGUCAACUGCAUCGACACACUCUGCGAAAAGACACCGCGAUCAAGCUACGCGUACGGCUUCGACCGGCCCCGGUGCCCUCAAUGUCGUCUCACUUUCACUCGCGAGCAGGUCACGCGGGUUAUGGAGCGCGGACGAUCUGCCUCGACAGACGGCUUGGAACAAGUGGUUGGCGACUGGAGCGGCAAGAUCUCAGGUCUCAUCAUGGACCUCAAGGCACGUUUGAGUCAAGAUUCGACGCACAAAGCAGUUGUGUUCUCGCACUGGCCCAAGAUGCUGAACUUUGUUCGUGAUGCUUUGGUGCAGAACGAGAUUGCGGCGGUGGUGUUCGGCGGCAACGAGGCUAAACAGGCAGAGGCCCUGAGAGCGAUCCGAGACGAUGAUCACGUACAUGUAAUUCUCGUGCCCUUCCGUGCUAGCGCGGGUGCAGCGGGUCUCACUCUCACCUCGUGCGAUCUCGCCUACCUCAUGGAGCCGGCUCUCGACGCAGCACUUGAGGCACAAGCGGUGGGGCGCAUCCAUCGUAUCGGUCAACGACGUGAAACCACCAUCGUCCGUGUCAAGAUGAAGGACACGAUCGAAAAUGCGGUAAUGCGCAUCGCUGAUGAGCGCUCGCAUCGAGGAAUGGAGCUUGCCACACACGUCGAGCCUAGGACCAGAGCGGCGACUAAAGCUACUGAGCCCGCGUCGGCUGCUAUGUUUGCUGGCGAUGCUGCUGCGGCCGAGCAAAGCUCAGUGCCGCCUGGCAGUCGAACAAAUGAUACCCAGCAACAAGCAGGUCCGUCCACAGGAGUCGAUAUCAAAGCCAAGGAGCAAGAUGUCAAGCAUGCUGGGCCUUCGACCACCGACCUACGAGAGCGAUCGAUCAAGUCUUCGGUGGCAGCCUCGGUUGGAAUUGGUCGCGAGUCGGACAAUACCAGCCUCACGAUGGGUGAAGUGGGUCUCAUCCUCGGCUUUGACAUUGAAGAGGAGAAACGAAAAGCAAGAGAGCGACGAGAGUCGCUGCUGCAGCGCGCAGGUAUAUAUAAUGCGAUCCCGAAUAUUACUGAACGACAACUCGCCUACCUCGAGGAGGAGCUGGCGUGGGUAGAGGAGGAGGAUGCCGAUUUCCCAAUGUCCGACAUUGGCCUGGACGAUCACUCAGACGCGGACGACGAUGACGACGAGAUGAUGGACGGCAGGGUCGACGUCGAAGUGGUCAUUUAG